AUGUUUGUUGACGAUGACCUUCUGAGAGCAUUAAGUGAGAUUGCCAUUACCCUAGCAGAUGGACGUGGGCCUCUUGGGCAGAUCAGAGAUGAUUACGAUGAGUUGAAGGCUGCGGAAUCAAUCAUUAGCGACCUCGCCAGAUUACGCGCGACCGCCAGAGUUGAAGUUCCCGAGCCUCCUAGCACUACAGAGAUUGUUACUGACCAACCACAGCAAUGUGCAAUCAUAACUGCUGAGAAACCACAUCCUGAGGAAAAGGAUGUUGUUGAAGACCCAGUUGAGAUGAUGCUAAGUAGGGCGAGAGAAGCUUUGACGGCUGACAAGCUGGAGAGGAAGAUCGAUCGGCAUAAAUCAAGUCGUGAAUGCAUUCAAUGGAGUUUCACAGCCCUAGUGAUAUGA
Perkinsus marinus ATCC 50983 is the source of this 399-nucleotide messenger RNA. RefSeq lists its product as hypothetical. Lineage: Eukaryota; Perkinsozoa; Perkinsida; Perkinsidae. The transcript has 3 exons. The record is from RefSeq and is a predicted model, not a curated record. The coding region runs from base 1 to 399 and encodes 132 amino acids.